Molecule: messenger RNA, 2592 nt
Organism: Nasonia vitripennis (jewel wasp)
Lineage: Eukaryota; Metazoa; Arthropoda; Insecta; Hymenoptera; Pteromalidae
Gene: Ns2
Product: nucleolar GTP-binding protein 2
Exons: 3
Coding region: 336-2510 (724 amino acids)
Cellular component (GO): nucleolus
Molecular function (GO): GTP binding
Source: RefSeq, a predicted model, not a curated record
AGUCUGCUGGCGACUGUCGAGCUGCUCAGCUCAGUGCUCGCUGGCAGUUCCAGUUUGCGGGGACUAAGAGGCGAUAAGUGUGGACGUUUCUCAAGGAUCCGAACGAAGUUGCAGUAUGUGGCGUUCGUGACGUAGUCGAGUGGCGCUCAUGUAGUCAUGUGGUGCUUCGAUUCCGUGGCCGAGUUUGCGUUGCAGCGCACGUGUUGUGGUUGUGUCGAGUCGACUUGACGCACCUAACCUAUAUUUUCGGCUGAGGGAGAAAAUAAAAGCAGUGUGUUGGAGUUUGUGUUUGUAGAAAUUUUGUUUUAAUUUAUUGGGAAGACAAAACAGCCACAAUGCCGAAGACACAUUCAGCGGAGAAAGCUCCGCGAAAGCAGGGCUUCAAUCGCUCUGGCCACAGUAUGAACCCUGAGAGGCCCACAGAAGGUCUCAAAGGAGUUGCCAAAGUCAGAACAAAAGGAACUAUAAAAAGGCUACAAAUGUACCGUAAUCAAAAAGCAAAAAGAAACAGGGUUGGAAAAAUCAUUAGUCCAGCUCCGUUUCAAGGCUGGCAUGCAUCUGGAACAGUAUCUAGAGUUGAGCCUUCCCCAAGGUGGUUUGGCAAUUCCAGGGUAAUAUCUCAAAAUGCAUUACAAAAAUUCCAAAAGGAACUUGGAGCAGUAAGGAAAGAUCCUUACCAAGUAGUCAUGAAACCAUCUACAUUGCCUGUGACACUCCUUCAAGAAAAAGCAAAACAUGCUAAGGUGCAUAUUCUAGAAACAGAAAGUUUUGAUAGGGUUUUCGGACCAAAAAAGCAGCGGAAGCGUCCAAAUUUAGCAGUAUCCUCAUAUGAUGAACUUCAGCAACUCGCAGAAGAAAAGGUUCAAGUUUAUGAUAAGGAAAAAGAUACUAAAGAUUUUGAUUUGAUAAGGCCAGAUGAUGGAGUAAAGGAUGCCCAAAGAGACUGGGUCAUGAAUGCUGGGCAGAGUAAAAGAAUUUGGAAUGAAUUGUAUAAAGUUAUAGAUUCUUCAGAUGUUAUUUUGCAAGUUUUGGAUGCUAGAGAUCCAAUGGGUACUCGUUCACCACCAGUUGAGAAAUACCUCAAGAAUGAAAAGGCUCACAAGCAUUUAAUUUUUGUUCUGAACAAAGUUGAUCUUGUACCCACAUGGGUAACUCAGAGGUGGGUUGCAAUUCUUAGCUCUGAAUAUCCUACUGUUGCCUUCCAUGCCUCUUUAACACAUCCUUUUGGAAAAGGCUCUUUGAUAAACAUACUGCGUCAGUUUGGCAAAUUACACACAGACAAAAAGCAGAUCAGUGUUGGUUUGAUUGGAUAUCCAAACACAGGAAAAAGUUCAGUUAUCAAUACUCUCAGGUCUAAGAAGGUUUGCAAUGUGGCCCCGAUAGCUGGAGAAACAAAGGUAUGGCAGUAUGUCACAUUGAUGAGGAGAAUAUACUUGAUAGAUUGCCCUGGUAUAGUUUACCCCUCUGCUGAAACUGAUACUGAAAAAGUCCUCAAGGGUGUAGUGAGAGUUGAACUUAUUCAAAAUCCCGAGGAUUACAUUGUAUCAGUUUUAGAGAGAGUAAAACCUGAGUACAUUGUGAAGACUUAUAAAAUCAAUGAGUGGGAGGAUCACGUUGAUUUCUUGGAAAAACUAGCUAGGAGGACUGGUAAAUUGCUGAAGAAAGGAGAGCCAGACAUCAGCCAAGUCGCUCGUAUGGUGCUGAACGAUUGGCAGAGAGGAAAACUUCCGUUCUACGUAGCUCCUGUUGGAUUCGAAGAACCUCUUCCCAAAGGAUCUAACCCGAGAGAGUCUAAUGCCACAAAAACCACUGAAUCCGAAACAGAAAAGGUCGACGAAGAUGCCUCCUCCGCACAGGAAAAAGAGCGGCCUGCCAUAGGUGUCGUUCAAAACUUCAGGAAAAUCAGAGUAGGUCUGCCUUAUUCCGAGGACGACAUGAGAACCGAUCUAAUUUUACCCGAUCCAAGCGAAGCCAACACCAGCCGAAGCGAAAGCAGAUGUACAUCCAUAGUUGGCGAUUCGAGCGACGAAGGCUCCGACGAUGAGAACGAAGAGGAGAACGAAGAGGAGAACGAGAACGAGAAAUCUGUAAAUACUGAAAACGAAGACACGUUGAACGGCGACAGCACUGUCAACGACACGUCCAUCGAAAAUACAAAAGACGACGACGAGGAUGACGAGGACGACGCGGACAUGGAGCCCAAAUUGAUCCCAAUUGAGAAGGACAAUUUGCUGAAAAGCGCCUACGACGAUCUUGACGACGAAGAUCCCAUGGACUCGAGUGACAGCGAGAGCGAAAGUGCGAAAACGAAAGCGACGUCAACCAGCGGAGCUUUCAAAGUUUCGAGCAUAGCUAAGUCUCAAGAUCCAGCGAAGCAAUUAACGGCCAAACAAAGGAGAGCAAUCGAGAGGGCAAACAAGAGGAAGAAGAUUGGAAGUAACUUCUACGAAGUGACUAACGUCAAGAACAGAAAUCGGAAUCGCAAGGUACCGAAAGUCAAGAGAAAAUAGAGUAUUUAGCUUUUAUUUAAAUUCCAUUUUUUUUUUGUAAAUUAUACAUAUUACAUUAAACUUGUUAUUAUCUUCUCUACAA